Molecule: messenger RNA, 1570 nt
Organism: Saccostrea echinata
Lineage: Eukaryota; Metazoa; Mollusca; Bivalvia; Ostreida; Ostreidae
Product: GDP-Man:Man(3)GlcNAc(2)-PP-Dol alpha-1,2-mannosyltransferase-like
Exons: 4
Coding region: 103-1521 (472 amino acids)
Biological process (GO): protein N-linked glycosylation
Cellular component (GO): endoplasmic reticulum membrane
Molecular function (GO): GDP-Man:Man(3)GlcNAc(2)-PP-Dol alpha-1,2-mannosyltransferase activity
Source: RefSeq, a predicted model, not a curated record
GAAUUUAAAAUGAUGAAUAAAUGUCGCCUUUCAGAAGAUGCGAGUUUAGUCGCCUAUAAUCGCUUAACUCUUUGGUGAAUUAUUUAAAGUUUUAUUGCCAGGAUGGCUGUUUUACUAUGGUUACUAUAUGCUGUCCUCAGCUGUAUAAGUCUUCUGACACUGACUGUUUUACUUCUGAGAAUAUGGCUUACAAAGAGGAGGAGGACCUACAAAGCUUCUGUCAACGGGAAGAGUGUGAUUGGCUUUUUCCAUCCUUACUGUAAUGCUGGAGGGGGAGGGGAAAGAGUCCUCUGGGUGGCAAUCAGGGCAAUACAGAAAAAGUAUCCCUCAGUUGUUGUAGUGGUAUACACCGGAGACACUGAUGCCUCCCCUGGAGAGAUUAUGCAGCGAGCCCAUCAACGCUUCAACAUUGUGCUCCAGCGCCCCAUCAAUUUUAUAUUCCUGACAAGACGUAGAUGGGUGGAGGCUUAUAUGUACCCCUACCUGACUCUGUUGGGACAGAGCCUGGGGUCAGUACUGCUGGGAUGGGAGGCACUGUGGAAGUGUGUACCAGACAUUUACAUUGAUAGUAUGGGCUAUGCUUUUACCUUUCCUUUAUUCCGUUAUCUAGGAAACUGUCGUGUAGGAUGUUAUGUUCACUACCCAACAGUCAGUACAGAUAUGCUAGAGAAGGUGUCUAGUCGAAGGGAGGGACACAAUAACCCCUCAUUUAUCACCAGGAGUUGGUUUCUGUCCACUCUUAAGGUGCAGUACUACAAACUUUUUGCACUUCUGUUUGGUUGGGCAGGAAGAAGUUGCCAUGUAGCCAUUGUGAACUCUACCUGGACAUUUGGUCACAUUAAACAAUUGUGGCAAAUGGAAGAUAGGACACAUAUAGUGUAUCCUCCCUGUGACAUUAAUGAAUUUGUGAAAAUACCUCUGGAUUGCAAGCGGUCUAAUCACAUUUUGUCAAUAUCACAGUUCAGACCAGAGAAGGAUCACCCAUUACAAAUUAAAUCAUUUCAUAAAUUCAUUUCAACCGUCACUAUAGAUCAGAAACCCCUUUACAAACUGCUGUUAGUUGGAAGCUGUCGUAACCAAGGUGACAGAGAGAGAGUGGAUGCUCUACGGAAGAUGUGCACAGAUUUGGAUAUCGUGGACAACGUGGAGUUUAAGCUCAAUGUCAGCUUUGAUGAGUUAAAAUCUCUCAUGUCUACCUCAGUGGUUGGCCUACAUACCAUGUGGAACGAACACUUUGGAAUAGGUGUGGUGGAGUUAAUGGCAGCAGGAUGUAUCGUACUGGCUCACGAUUCAGGUGGACCUAAGCUAGAUAUUGUUGUACCUGUGAAUGGUCAGCCUACAGGAUUCCUAGCAUCUGAUGUGGACUCCUAUGCCAGCUACAUGUCUAAAAUUUUCAAACUGUCAGAGCAAGAAAGGACAGAAAUCCAACAUUGUGCUAGAGUCUCUGUCCAGAAAUUUUCAGAUACAGAAUUUGAGAAUGGAUUUUUAGAUGUUUAUGAAAAUCUAGUGACAAAAACUUAAAAAUUGAGUUCUCUCUGUAUGUGUAUUUAGAUAUAAAAUAAUAUUAUCA